Amphimedon queenslandica is the source of this 963-nucleotide messenger RNA. RefSeq names its product glutaryl-CoA dehydrogenase, mitochondrial-like. Gene Ontology annotation, cellular component: mitochondrial inner membrane. Gene Ontology annotation, biological process: fatty-acyl-CoA biosynthetic process; fatty acid beta-oxidation using acyl-CoA dehydrogenase. The record is from RefSeq and is a predicted model, not a curated record. The transcript has 12 exons. Lineage: Eukaryota; Metazoa; Porifera; Demospongiae; Haplosclerida; Niphatidae. Gene Ontology annotation, molecular function: glutaryl-CoA dehydrogenase activity; fatty-acyl-CoA binding; flavin adenine dinucleotide binding. The annotation marks the transcript as partial.
GCCUUGUAUGUGAAAGGUGUGUCGAGGUGUGUCUUAUAAUGGCUAUCUCUUCUUCUCUUAUUUCUCCUCUCUUGAGGCAGAAUGCAGCCAUUCCCUCACUCAUUCAUGUCUUCUCAAGAACACUUAGAACCAGCUCGGCCUUCACUCUCAAAUCAAGCCAGCAAUUUGAUUGGAGGGAUCCGCUCAAUCUUGAGGUGUGUCUCAAAGAAGACGAGAUCAUAAUGAGAGACCAAGUGAGACAAUACUGUACUGAGAAACUAAUGCCGAGGGUACUGGAAGCAAACAGAUACGAAAAAUUCGACACGAGUAUUGUAUCCGAGAUGUUCUAUUUCAGGAUUACUAAUUCUCCUAUAGCUGAUGUUUUUGUUGUUUGGGCCAAAUGUACUGAUGAUGGAAAGAUCAGAGGAUUCAUACUAGAAAAAGGUAUGGCUGGGCUCUCUGCUCCAAAGAUAGAAGGAAAGUUCUCCUUAAGAGCGUCAGUGACUGGUCAGAUAGUAAUGGAGGACGUGGUCAUACCAGAAACUAACCUGCUACCACUAGCAGAGGGACUGCAGGGACCAUUUGGUUGUCUCAAUAAUGCAAGGUAUGGUAUUGGUUGGGGGGCACUAGGAGCAGCUGAAUUCUGUCUACACACAGCCCGCCAAUACACACUGGACAGGAAGCAAUUUGGACGUCCUCUAGCUGCAAACCAGCUUAUCCAAAAGAAAAUGGCUGACAUGAUAACAGAGAUAUCAAUUGGUCUUCAAGCUUGCCUACAAGUUGGUAGACUAAAAGACGAGAAUAAAGUUUCUCCUGAAAUGAUUUCACUGAUAAAGAGGAAUUCUUGUGGUAAAGCAUUAGACAUUGCAAGAGCAGCACGAGACAUGCUAGGAGGUAAUGGAGUCAGUGAUGAGUAUCAUGUUAUAAGACACGUAAUGAACCUUGAAGCUGUUAAUACUUAUGAAGGUAGAGAGAGAGAGAGAG